This is a messenger RNA of Schistocerca gregaria, 6701 nucleotides long. Its product is annotated as E3 ubiquitin-protein ligase RNF123-like. Gene Ontology annotation, molecular function: protein binding; ubiquitin-protein transferase activity. Bases 2344 to 6132 code for a protein of 1262 amino acids. The transcript has 21 exons. NCBI's taxonomy places the organism in Eukaryota, Metazoa, Arthropoda, Insecta, Orthoptera, Acrididae. Gene Ontology annotation, cellular component: cytoplasm. The record is from RefSeq and is a predicted model, not a curated record.
UUUCCAACCAAUGUUUUACUAGUGAUGACCAAGAACAUGACACUGGUUUUGUUAACUUUGUACACAAAGAAAUUACAAAGUGGCUGUCAUUACAUCAUACUGACAUUGACUCAGUUCACUACUUUACAGAUGGUUGUGCUGGGCUGUACAAAAAUAGAAAGUUUUAAAAAUUUGACUGAACACUUGAGAGGUUUUAAUUUGAAGGCCCAACACACUUUUUUUUUGCAGCAAGUCAUGGGAAGUCAAUUUGUGAUUGCCUAGGAGGAACUAUUAAAAGAAUUUUAAGGAAAGCCAGUGUACAGCUUUCAGACAAAGAACAAAUAAUGACAGCAAUCGAUGUGUACAAGUUUUGUGAAAAAAAUAUUGAAAACAUUCAUUUUCACUUUAUUGACAAAAAAGAAGCUGAUCUGAUACGGUUAAAACUAGAAAAACGUUUUUCAGCAACCUGAAACAUUCCUGGAACAAGAAUUUUUCAUAACUUCAAACCACUUCCAACAAACAACCUUGAAAUUAGAAGGACUACAGAUAGUGUAAAACCCUCCUUAGUCUUUUCUUUCCAUUCGUCUUCUGAUUGGGUUCAUGUUGAACCAUCCAUAAAUAGCUAUGUGGCUGCAAAUUAUGAUGGUAACUGGUACUUUGGACUGGUAAAAACAAUAUUCAUUGAUGAAGAAGUGAAACAUGGACGAUAAACAGUUUAGACAAGUAAAGAAUAGAAGUUUUAGGAAUGUGGUUCUACAGAAGAAUGCUGAAGAUUGGAUAAGUAGACCAUGUAACUAAUGAGGAGGAGAAUCGGGAAGUUAAAUGUGUGCAUAAUCUGAGUAGAUGAAGGGAUCGGUUGAUAGGACACAUUCUGAGACAUCAAGGGAUCCUAGUUUAGUAUUGGAGUUAAAAAUCGUAGGAAGAGACCAAAAGAUGAAUACGUUAAGCAGAUUCAGGAUGUAGGUUGCAGUAGUAAUUCAGUGCAUAGGGUACAGCAGCGUGGAGAGCUCCAUCAAACCAGUCUUCGCACUUACUACCGCAGCCACAACAACAUCGAAAUAACACGAAAUAAAUUUCCCAGGAAGAUGACUGACAAAAUUAUGGGUAACACAUUCAAGUCGCGUUUGUCUGAAACAAAACAUUAGAGCUAAAAUGAUAAGUAGUUGGGGAAAGAGGCCUCUUCUACUAGACUGCUACUCAUACGAAACCCCCAAGCCAUUCCAGGUCAUCACGGGGACGCUUCACUUAUGAUUUAAUUGAAGUUUUAUGAUUAUCAUUUAUUCCUUCAACCUCACCAUUUAUGAUUUUUUUCUGUAGUGAGGUAAAGCCACGAAACUUAUAAAAGUUAUGAUUUUUUUUCCACUUCAUUACUGCAGUAUUAUUUGGGUCUAUUGCGAUAACAGACUUUAAAGCGGUUGUCACUUAAGCGCAAACAGUACUUAACAUGGCGUUGCUAGUCUUUUUUCGGUUUCAUUCGUACUGGGCGGCGUAUGUAAGAACAUGGAAUUUGUUGGGACCUUUACAUUUUACAGUAAAUAACGGAAGCAAUACUACAUGCGUAUUCUGUAACUGUUUUGUUUCAGCUGAAUUCAUUAGACCAGGCCUCCUCGUCUGCCUUCUCUCUUUCUUUAUAUUUUACUUUACUUUAGCAGAUCAUAAUGUGUGUGUAUACUGAUUUGAUAAUUUGUGAAACAUAAUAUUUUGUUGUUAAAACCAGCCACCGACAUAUCCCGGCAAACCAUGAUUCGGAAAACUAAAUAAUAUGGUACAACAUUUAUAUUUCGUUUGAGAAGCGACAAUUCCCUUCUUCACAUUUCCUGCUUUGUAAAAUAAAAGUUUCUAAACACCACCACGGUGCUCACAUCACGCUUUCUGAAGUGGUUCUUCGUGCUUAAUACAUGCGCGUCAACGUUUGCACAAUAAAUUUUCGACCUAUAGAGUACUAGAGUAGGAUCCUUGCAAAACAGUCUUUCACAGGACUGCGGAAAAUGAGAUUUGACAAAGAUGAUAGUUUCGUCAUAGAGUAAACAAGAAACCAAACAUGCAAAAUGCUUGUGUUGUGGAACCCUUAUGGCUUGUUGUGGUAGCAAUUUUUUCAAAAUUUAAGAAACUUCAAUUUUUUUUGUUUUGCACAUGUGCCUCGAAAUAUAUUUGAACAAGAAAAUAAGUAUUAGUGACAGACGCUGAUUGCAGCUGCACGCGUCGUAAGUCGCCCAGCAAAAUUUUUGUAAAAGAUGACUUGAUGAAAUUAUUGGAAGGAGAAGGAAGAGUAUGGAGAACUCCUUUAUUAUUAUUUUCAAUGCGCACAAACUAUUUUGGAACUUCGGAAACUUUGAAUAAUACCACUAGCGUAUCACUCAAGCCAUGGAAGCAAUUGAAAUUAUAAGUAAUAUAUUUGGAGAAGAUGUCGUGCUAUUGCAUCAGCUGCUGUCAGUAUAUGACAUGCCUAAUAAAUCUCGGACUGCAGUUUACCUGAGAACAAUCAGUCAAUGGCUGGAAGAUGCUCUGAACAAUAUGAAAAUGGAUACUGAUGAAAACAUUCAUUUUUGUGACAAACGUGAAGGGAGACUAGGUCCCUCUCAUGUUUGUUUUGAUGUAGCAUCUCACGUUGGACUCUUCGUGCUUGGAUCAGACAGACUUAGUGUAAAUUCCCAAGGAAAUUUUAGUACAAUACGUGCAAAUGUCUGUCUUUACAAAGGUAAAUGGCAAUACGAAGUACAGCUAGGAUCCAAAGGUGUUAUGCAGAUUGGCUGGGCCACAAAUAAUUGCAGAUUUACUCAGGAAACAGGUGUAGGUGAUACUCUCCACUCAUACGCUUACGAUGGCAACCGGGUGCGAAAAUGGAAUGUUUCCACCUACAAAUAUGGUGAACCGUGGCUGAGUGGUGAUAUUAUUGGCUGCACAAUUGAUUUAGACAGAGGUGCUGUAGGGUUUCACAGGAAUGGCCACACAAUGGGAGAAGCCUUCUCUGAUGUUAAAUUAGGACCUGGAAUGGUCUAUUUCCCUGCAGUAAGCUUAGCGUUCACUGAAAACCUGGUUGCAAAUUUUGGGUCUACACCAUUUCGUUAUCCAGUGGAAGGAUAUCAACCAAUUCAGGAAGUUCCACAUCAUGACUUAGACAAAGCCAAUAUGCUAUUCAAAUGGCUGCUGCAGCUUCUUAUGGUUUUUGAACAGAGUUAUGAAAAUUCUACUCGGAACAUAGAGGAUGUGACAUCAAACCAGGCAUUACUGAUGGGAUUAGCUGGUGUUUUGAUCGACCCAUUGGCUCCAUUACUGCUGUCAUCAUAUAUUUCAGAAGCAUGCUUGUUACCCUUUUUAGAGCUGUUGUGUGGUGUGCCUGCAGAUUAUAUGCAACCAGAAGGAAACACAAGGGAAAAGAAACAUAAAUUUUUAAUUUUCAUGGAUUUAUUGUGGGCUUUUCUUGAGGAGCAUGAAAUAAAGCAGUGUCUGGAAAGUAUAGCAUCAUGCUUACUUGCUUGCUAUCGCCAUGUUUCGUUUGAUCUCGAUUAUGCUAGUCAAAAGAGGAGCCUCGUAAUGCUUACCCAUUUGGUUAGCCACCCACGAACAAGGCACUAUCUGUUGGAAAAUGUGCUGUUUGAUAAAGUGAGAUUUGCAAAUUUUGUCCAUGUUAAACCAAUGGACGAAGGUGGCUUGGCUCAAGUCGUGACAAACCCGUGGUGGGAAACAGAUGUUGUUGAUGAUGAUGUUGAAAGAAACAAGGAAGAUUAUUUGCAAGCCUGUCAGAAAAUUAAGGAAGCUGCAGCAAGCGUAGAAGCUGUGCAAAUUAAUUUUCUUGGGAAACUUCUGGAUAAUGCAGAUGGAACUGAAACACAGCCGUCCUCAAGAAAGAUAUUCCUGAAGAAAUUUCGAGUGUUCUUGCAUGAAAAUCUCAUCUCCAGUCAAACACUUCCACUUCUGCAAACACCACUUCCAGUUUCUCUUUGUUGCUUCCAUCGGUUGCUAGUUACCUUCAGGAUACUUUGGAGCCAUGAAAUUGGCCAGGGAAAUGUGUACAUACCAUCAACAAUAUUUUAUGAUGGAAGUAUCAAUUAUUUCAGCAUUGAUCGCCUUGGAGGUGUUUUGUCUCACCUCAACAAAACACUGCGAGCGGAUCUGUCAAGAGUUCUUGGUGAAGAACACAGAGUUGUUGCCAGCAUACCUCUUGUUGCACCAGAACGUGCCGGAGCAACAGCAGUAGCUGGGAGAAGUUCUGCUCCAUUACAAUCACGAUUCUCAGAAGGAAAUUCGCCCUUCAUGAUACCAGCUCUAGCACGACUCAUAACUCACCAGCAAACUGCUUCAGGGCCAGCACUUACAGACAGAAUGCCAGUGUUAUUUACAAGAGAGCAAGAGAGUCUUAAUGUUUCCAGGGGUAAUGGAAAUGCUAACCCAAUGGAAUCAUUAAUUGAACUGCUGGAUGGAUUAGUCCUCUUUUAUCAUCUUGGAGCCCAUAAGCAAAUAGUGAAGGUUAGCACUCUGAGGGAGAAUAUGUCUGAGUAUGUAAUAGCUCUGAAUGACACUAACUUCAGGCUAGCAUCAUACAGCAGUCACCUGAAUGAAGCUGCCUCAUGCAGCACUGAAGAUGAAGUUGUCAGAGAAUUGUUAAAUUCUCGCCAAGUGUUUGAAACCAAACUCAUGGAACAAGCUAGACACAUGGCAUGGGUGCGUGGGGCUGUCUACUCUCCAGAAAAGCAGGGUCACCUUGUUUGGUUCCUCAGAAUACUUUUACAAUCUCUCAAGAAAGCAUCAGGAGAAGGAAAUCUGUUUUCUUUUGUGCCUGAUUUUUAUCUUGAGACGGUCGUUGAGGUGUGUACUGCACUUAGAUCCUAUUUGCAUCCCACAGCACCUCUGGAACAAGUUGAAGGUAGUGAGGAGUUGCUGAAAGAUGUUGCAGAAUUUCUUUGCAAUCAUUUUGCUGACCCACGAAUAGUAAAUGCUGGUUCAAAAGACACAUUAAUACAAGCUCUGGCAAGCUUCGUUUCCCAGUCACACACGUUGCAGUGUCUGGAGUUAGUACCAGAAAGCAGCCAAGUCAAAAUGGUGAAAUCACUGCUGAGACCGUAUGAAAAUCGUGCUUGGGCUCAGAGUAAUUGGGUAUUACUGAGACUGUGGCAUGGCUGUGGGUUUGCAUUUAGGUACCAGAAGUCCCCACAUCUGAUACGGAAGAUUGGUCCCAAAAUGUUGCCAUCAGACACUGGUCUCAUUAGUCAAACAAUGAAACCAUGCCCAUCCAUGGUGUUUCAGAGAUGUCUACGGAAUGUCAUGCUAUCGGAAGAACAAACUUCUGUAGCAUUCCUCAAUUCUCUCUUAAAUCAGCUGAACUGGGUAUUUUCAGAAUUCAUAGGUAUGCUUCAGGAGAUACAGAACCUUUCAAACCGUCCACAGAGAGUAUAUAUUGAAUCUAGGCAGUUGAAGAUAUGUGCAACACAUUUUGAUUUAGCUUUGUCACUUCUCAGGGUUCUUGAAAUGGUUGCAUCUGUAGCGAGAGAGAUAUUUAGUAAUACAGAGAGCGAAUCUUCAGAAUCAUUGUUAUCAAGGCUGUGUCAGCUGCUGUGCCAGGUAUUGAACAGAAUCAGCUCUCCAGCUGGUUGCUUCCAGCAUGUGGUCAUUCUGGAAAUACCUGACCUAGAGACUAUUGACCAUUUUCCCAUUUUGGCAGCAGUCAUUGGUAUAUUGUUGGCCCUUCUUGAAGCAGACAUGAUCAAUUUCAGUGAUAAAGGAGAAGCUGUGCCCAAGGUGUCAAAAUGUUUGCUAUCAGAGCCAAGUUUUCAGAUGAGUUCCUUACAUUUUGUUCUUGGUAAUGCUGAGAAGAGCCGCCAGAAGUUGGAUCCUAAACCAUUUUCAUUCAGGAAUUAUCCCGAGGCUGUGACAGAAGAAGAAAUUAGUCAUGUAGUGUAUAUGAUACGAAUGUUGGAAAGUUACCAGCGAAGAAUUUCUGAAGUAAAAAUUGCUUCAGAGGAUGACUUGUGUACAAUAUGUUAUGCUUUUCCAAUAAGUGCUACUUUUAAACCAUGCAACCACCAGUCUUGCAGAUCAUGCAUUGCUCACCAUCUGAUGAAUGCCAAAGACUGCUUCUUUUGCAAAACCCCCAUACAAACUGUUAUUGGCCCUGAUGGCCAAAUUCUACAUGAUUGUACUACAGAAGUAGACUGAAUGUACAAGAUAAUUAAUGCUUCUGUUGAUGUGACAUUUGUGUAAGACAUGGUUUUCAGUGUGCCAUCUUUCCAGUUCACAAUACCGAUUGUAACAAAACUACAAAACUGGUACCAUCUCAUUACAAUAACAAAACCAUAAAAAAUAUAGUCUGUUGGUAUUCAGCAAAAUUAUUUUAUUUCAUUUAUUUACAAAUUUUUGUCAUUGUGUUUUUAUUUUGAAUCUGAUUUCGUUUUGUGUGCUUUUUUCCCAUCUUUUGAAAUCCUUGUUGAUUGUUACUAUGCUACCUAAAUCGGAUAAAAUUUCAAUGAUGAAACUAAAGUUUCUGACUCUUUUUAAGUAACUGGCACUCUUGGUUUUAAUGUCUACAGAAGUUGUUUAAAGAAUUUACGUAUCAAGCUUUUUUAAAUUAUAUUGUACAUAAAUAUUAUUAAUUUAUUUCUCUGUUUAUAAUUGUUUAAUAUGAUACAUCCUUUCAGUUCUAUGAAGACUGAAAUGAUUUGCAUAAUUAUAAAAUAUCACUGUUCUCUCUUUUGACAGAAAAUGUAAUGAGAUUGUAUGAAAAAGAA